AUGGGAAAGAGUGCCAAAAAGCGGAAGGCAAAGACUGCCGAUUUCCAAAAGACUAGAAUAAAAGUUGGGAAGGGAAAAGCUCCGCCGUCCAAUGCCACAGACACAAGUUUUACUUCGAAAGGCCUCACUGUGCUAGGUCAGUUUCAUCAUAUCAAUGAGACCGAUGACGGAUCCGAGAAGCCGAUCAAGCUUCUUUUCACCAACUUGAGGAAUAGUUCAAAGACUGUGAGGCAAAGUGCUAUUAACUCACUGAAGGAAGCUGCUCUUAGUUCGGCGACGCAAGCCGCAAGGUACUUAGACGGCGCGGUCAAAUUCCUGCCACAAAUUUUGUCUGACGAUGACGCCGAAGUUCGAAAGUCGGCGCUCGAACUAUCAAGUAUUCUUUUGUCUGGUUGCUCUCGUACCCAACUUGCCCCGUUUUUAUCUUCCUUUGGCGCAUGCUGCUCCUUGGUUUUGUCGCAUAUUAAUUGGCUCGUCAAACUUGACGGUCUUAAGUUUAUCCAAACGGUACUGAAGCACGCUGAAGAUCCUAUGUCCUACGUUGGAUUUUACGAAAGAAUCACACUUGAUGUACUCCGUCUUCUAAAAGGGAAUACACGAGCACAGAUACGGAACACUGUCUUUGAAAUCAUCGUCAAGAUGCUCAGGGAUCAGAUCGAUCGAAACGGACUGCCCGGUAAUCCUCACGUCGUCACUCAAAAGAUCAAGAUGCGAAUGCCCGGCUUUGACCAACCACUGGAAGCCUCUCUCGAAUGCCAGCAUUUGGAGGUGCAUUUAAAUACGUUAAUCCUUCCGGCAGCGGAUUCUAUCAUCCAAGAGACAUUUGCAACCAACCCAUCUGCGAACCAGUUGCCCCGAAAAGCCUUUGAGAAUACCAUGAAAAUAUUGAGCAUGAUGGUCCGCGCAGAGCAUCUUCUUCACAAAUGGAUCACCUCCAGAAUGCUUAACCACUUUCCCAUGGAGCAUGGAAAUGUAAACAUCGAGCUUGAUGUUGUGAUUAUCAACCUUCGGUUUGCCAAGCUUUACGCAAAGAGCUACAGAUCCACUUACAAUCAUCCAAAUGCCGUGGAGCCUGUUCUACGCCAACGAAUCGAAGACUAUGUUAUCAAAGUCUUUACUGAACAAGGCCACCCAAGAGGAAUCGAGGGAAUGGAGCUUGCUGUGAAAACUGUUGUGGCCGUGAAAAGUAUGGGACUUGAUCUCUUUAAGUAUGUAGUAAACUACCUGGAAAGAACCCGAUUUACUGACAGAAAAAAGCUUGGAGUCUUGGCGACAGUUUUCAAGUAUUUGGAAAGGGACUUUGACGAAUCAUCUAAAGUAAUCAUAAACUUUGCGAUGGACAACAUGACCAAUAUUCUCGAUCAGCUGCUCAAACAAGUUCCUGAGGCUUCUUCUUGCGAUCUAACUUUAGCUGUUCUUCGAUCUGCCCUCCGCUGCUGCAAUUCAAUCACGAGAACUCACAUCUUCCGCUCCCCCAACAAGCAAUGGGAUUUUUACCAACAACUUUCCCUGGUUCUCACUGAAUCAAUUGCAAUCAUCAGUCUUCUCCCGGUUUCUUUCCAACAGGAGGUUUUCUCCGUCAUCUUUGUAUUGCCCCCUCAAUGGCUACAGCCAUUGCUCAAUAGGAUGCAACCCGAUAUUCUUGAAAUUUGGGAGGCUGGAUCUUUCGAUCCUGGCUUUAUGCAAAAGUUCAUUACCGCGAUUCCAGGACAGAUGAAUACUCUCGAAUUCGCUAUGAAGGUUCUUUUCCGACCUUCCGAUCAUUUCCGGGGCGACGACGAGGAAGAUUACUACAAAAAUAUCGAAGGGACUCAUGAUGCGAUUUAUUACUGCUUGAUUGCCGCUGAGAAGAAUGCUAUGAUAAAGCAAUUUGUUGAAUACGAAAUCGAAGAAUAUCGAAUGUUUGAAUACAGCCCUGAGCAUAUUUCUAUUUGGCUGACACUCGCGCGGGCGCGAAUCUAUGGUUGUGAAUGCCAUGAGUCUCUCAUCAGCCUCCCGAGCAUCCACAUUCUUAGAGUUGCUGCCAAUUUCAUGAUUGAGUUUGAGAAGAAAUCUGUGGUGAAAAACCUCGUCGAAAAGCAUUUUCGCUAUGAACGAAUUCUCCCAUUUUUGAAGGCUUACACAACCGAGACUGAAGACCGAAUGAAUAAAUGGUGCGACUAUGUUUCGAGACUUGCCCGAAACCGUGAAGUCUGCAAUCGGAACUGUUUGAAAUCGAUGCUAAAGUUGCAUGCAAUGAAGAAAGAUUUUGCAGACAAGCCAUUCUAUAUGGUUUGUCAGCGAGAACUGGAGGUCAUAAUCAACCAAACUAACGAUGAUGAGAUCGAAUGGUGA
Oikopleura dioica is the source of this 2334-nucleotide messenger RNA. NCBI's taxonomy places the organism in Eukaryota, Metazoa, Chordata, Appendicularia, Copelata, Oikopleuridae. The record is from the annotation of a GenBank genome assembly.